AUGUGUUAUGUGUUGCUGCAGCGGAGCAGCAGCAAAAGCAGCAGCAGCAGCAGCAGCAGCAGCAGCAGCAGUAGCAGCAGCAGGUCUUCAUCAGAGGAGGCCCCCUUAACUCCCCGCGGUAAGGUACCGCCGACCUCUUCGGGGGCCCCCGGGGCCCCCCCAAACGACUCUCCUACUUACACCAUCUCGACAACAGCAGCAGCAGCAGAACCUCCUGCUGCUGCUGCUGCUGCUGCUGCUGCUGGCAGUCCUCCUGCAUCUCCGGUGGAGUGGCAGCAAAGGGUCUCAGACUCCUGGCGCCAGCUCGUACCCAGUGGACAGGGGCCCCCAGGGCCCCCCCCAGGGGGCCCCCCAGGGGCCCGUCUGUACACUGCAGCAGGAAGGAGACAGACAGACCUGCUCGGGGUAUCUGGGUCCCCCCCCUGGGGGGCCCCCUGGGGGGCCCCCCGGGGGCCCCUCAAGGGGCCCCCUGAGGAGCCCCAGCCCCCCCCUGGGGGGCCCCCUGGGGGGCCCCCCGGGGGCCCCUCAAGGGGCCCCCUGAGGAGCCCCAGGGACUCUCUAGGACUGCCGCCUGUGCCGUUGAGCCCCCGCGACUUCUCUGUGAGCCGCCGCAGUUCACAGCAAGAGGGGCCCCGGCGAGGCAGCCUGGGGGCCCCCCAGGGUGUACAGGGGGAGAGCGGGGGGGCCCCUUGGGGCCCCCAAGUGAAAGCAGAGAAAGAAGGGGAUCUGCUGCAGCAAGCAGCAGCAGCAGGACUCAGAGGGGUCCCGUGCCCGAGCUGCCGCUUCGUUGUGCCGCUGCAGCACAUUGUGCAGUAUGCAGACUGGCAGAUCAAGCAGGCGUUGCCCCUAGCGGGGGCUGUACGUAAGGGGCCCCAGGGGCCCCCGGCUUCUCCACACUGGGGGGCCCCCUCACCGAGGAGCCCCCCGUACCCUACGGGCAAGCCGACUGCAGCAGGAGCAGCAGCAGCAGCAGCAGCAGCAGGAGAAGCAGCAGGAGGAUGGAGUGCUCCUCAAUCGGUUGCUUUUGGGGCUCAGCAAGCUACAGGGGGGCCCCCCGUUCUUGGGGGCCCCCCUGUCUCUGGGGGGCCCCUCUGUGUCAACGGGGGCUGCAUAUGGGGCCGGCGUCUCCUCUCUCUUUUUCUCCUUGGGGGCCCCCGGGGUCCUGCUGCUGGCACUGUGGGGCGGGGGGGCCCCCUCAUGCUACCCUUGGGGGCCCCUCUGCUGCAGCCCCCUUAUCAACAGGUGCUGUCUCCUCCCGCGCGCUGCUGCAGCAGUCUCCCCCUAGCAGCAGCAGCAACGCCAGCAGCAGCAGCAGCAGCAGCAGCAGCAGCAGAGGGAGCAGCACUGAGAGCAGCAGCAGCAGCAGCGGCAGGAGCAGCAGCAGCAGCAAAAGUUAGAGCAACAAACCGGACUAUCAGCAGCAGCAGCAGCAGGAGCAGCCUGUCGAGUGGCUUGCAACAGCAGCAACAACAGCAGCAGCAACAGCAGCAGCAGCAGGAACAGCAUUGCCACCUGUGA
Molecule: messenger RNA, 1518 nt
Organism: Eimeria mitis
Lineage: Eukaryota; Apicomplexa; Conoidasida; Eucoccidiorida; Eimeriidae
Source: RefSeq, a predicted model, not a curated record